AUGAAGGUUGUCCUACCAGGAAAGCCAGAAGCCAGGCUUCAAGCUCUCGCUACUGGCUUCUGGAAAUCGAGGCGCAUCAUCGCGUACAUUAGCGGCAAUGCUAUUGCGAUCCUCUCCGACCACGAGACCCUCUUGCAGACCAUCUACGAUGACGACGAAACACACCUCGAGUCCGUCGCACUAGACGAAGCGUCCGGAAAGAUAGCGGUGUGUACAGACCGUACUGUCCGGAUAUACAGACCAUUCGCACACGAAGAUGGCGCCCUGAAAUGGGCGCUGGAAACAACCUUCUCCCCGGAUGUUGAUGAUGAUGGGCAAACAUACGAUGGCGCACGACAGGCAAUGGCCCUGUCGUGGGGUGGCUCCGAAGAAAUUCUCGUGUCCCGAUACGCCGUGACACUACAUCAGACGACUCCCGACCUCGCUUGCACCUGGCGCAAAGUCCUAGCAAGCCCCGUCAAGCAAGCUGAACUAUCCUACGACUCUGCGUAUGUUGCCUCUGUGGGAUAUCACGACCGACUGGUGAAGAUAUGGCGACGACUCAGCUAUGUGUCAGAUGAGAUUCGCUUCGACUUUAUGUAUCUGUCCCAUCCUCUGGCCGUCACCAGCAUACAAUGGCGCAAGCCUUACCACGUCGACCAGACGGUGGACAACGUGCUGUAUACUAUAUGUCUCGACAAUAUGCUUCGGAUAUGGACCGGCUCAGAUGGCCACAACCAUCAGCAUUUACAGCUCUGGGGGAAAAUCGAUCUUGCUGCGUCAGCAGACGGACCGAGUCUUCGAUGGGCUGCCAUUGUUCACGGAAGGGAUUUCUCGGCCGCCACAGAGACAGCGGUCCAGGAAGGGCCCUCUGAAUAUGGCAAAGGAGAUGGACCGCUGAUCAACGCGGUGGAGCUGGCUAAUCGGAAUCCUGAGAUCUGCAUCACUUUCGAUGGACACGGAAAAAUGUCCGCCUGGGCGAUGGAGAACAUAUCGUCUAAGACGCGAUCGAAAUCAAAAGUGGAGGAGCAAAAGGUCCUUCCUUUGGUGGUGGACGUCUCCUCCAGCGAGUUUGAUUUCCUCGGAGACGCCUCGCGGGGAGCUUCGUCGCACGUUGAGAUUCAUGCAUAUUGCAACAAACCCGACGGCCACUUAAACUUUCUAUUUCAUUUUUUUGAUGGCAGGGUUGAAAUUUUUGAAGCUAAUUUCCCUCGUCUUCUCGAUCCCAUUGCAAUCGCUCAGAUCGAGUACAAAAUUUCCGGAAAGCCACUGUGCCUGCUGGUCCUUCCCAGACGAACUGCCGAGCAAUCUUCGGUGGCACACAUUGCCACUAUUACUUCGGAAAAGAAGGGUCUAGUCUGGGAAAUCAAGCUUCCGUUCUACGACUCUUCUGCAACAAAUGGAAUCAAAAAUGGCGGCGGUACGAACGGUCAUGGACCUCCAUCAAUUCGAGAAUUCCACAAAUUUGAAUUACAGGAUGCCGGUGACCUAUCCUAUGUUCUCCCCGUGGACCCAGCCGGUUCUGCGCCGAUGGUCCAGGGCUUCCUCGACGUGUUCGCACGCGAUGUGGCGAUUUCCUACACGCAUACUGGUCGGGUAGAAUUCUGGACGGCCCGCGUCGGUGAUGCCAAGGUGGACUGGCUGUCAACAGCUUCCAUGGAAACAGGUGUGUCAGAACCUGCGCUUGCUAGUGGCAGCACCAUGAAGAAGGCGGCAUUGGUCAACUCAAGUAGGAGUGCUGUCACCAUCUGGGACAUACGCGGUGCGCAACUUGAAUACAACCAGCAAUUCGAGGCGCAAAAUGCCAUACAGGAUUUGGAUUGGACGUCCACGCCAGACUUACAGUCUAUUUUGGCCGUUGGGUUCCCAUCGCGUGUCCUUUUACUCUCCCAGAUGCGAUUUGACUAUCUGAACAAGGGCCCGGCAUGGGCCCCGGUACGAGAGAUCGACAUCCGGGAGCUCACGCCACAUCCCAUUGGCGACUCGACCUGGCUAGGCGAUGGGAAUCUCGUUAUUGGGGCUGGAAAUCAACUCUUUGUCCAUGACCGCAAGUUCGAUGCCCCCAGCACAUUUGUCAAAGAUGUCUCUCUUCCGCACACGAAGGACCGCAAAUUGGAUUUGUUCGACGUCGUGCAGAGACUGAAUGGUCCAUUGCCUGUGUUUCACCCACAAUUUCUCAGUCAAUGCAUGCUCGCUGGUAAAGUGAGGACUGUGCAGCGGAUUCUCAUGGCACUUCACAAGACUCUCAAGUUUUGGGUUGAAGGAGAUGAGUUCGAUGACUAUCUAGGACUGGAGCUAGAUGAAUUCUACGUUGACAAAUCAGCGCCAGCGUCCACGCAAGGAAAGGAGACGCGCUCUUACUUUGACGAUCGGACUUCCGCGGACGAUGAUGAUGAAGUCUUCACUGAGGAUGUGGCUCAGACCAUCAAUGAGAAGCUUACGAAUAUUGCCUUGCCUCAAAUGUCAGGACAUGAGCAGAUCCAGCUUGUGGACAUGAUCGAGUGCAUCGGCAUGGUAGAAAAACACCGUCGUUCAAUGGACGAAAAUGGGGCCAGGUUUAUGAUAUACUACAGACAACAUAGUCUCCGGAAAAGACGUACUAACGAAGUGACUAUGUCAUGGAGAGAGAUCAACUGGGCAUACCACUCUAUCAGUCAGGACAUGCUGACCGAUUUCGUGUCUCGGCAGCACCACGGGAGUCUCCUUUGGGAGCAUGCCCGGGAAAGCGGCAUGUUUAUGUGGCUGACAGACAAUGCAGCUGUGAAAGCGCAAUUCGAAGUAAUCGCUCGCAACGAAUACACCAAAAACGAGGUGAAGAAUCCUGUGGACUGCAGUCUGUACUACCUGGCAUUGCGAAAGAAGACUGUACUUCAGGGUCUAUGGCGCAUGGCAUCAUGGAACCGAGAGCAAGUCGGCACUCAAAAAUUGCUUGCCAACAAUUUUGAAGACCCAAGGUGGAAGACUUCGGCGCUCAAGAACGCCUACGCGUUGCUCAGCAAACGACGGUUCGAAUACAGUGCAGCCUUCUUCCUACUUGCGGACAGGCUUCAGGAUGCGGUCAAUGUGUGUUUGAACCAGCUCAAAGACCUGCAGCUUGCCAUCGCCAUCACUCGAGUCUAUGAGGGAGACCAAGGGCCUGUCUUGCGCAAGCUACUGGAAGAGGAGGUGUUGAGCAUUGCUGCACAAGAAGGCAAUCGCUGGCUGGCAUCGUGGGCAUUCUGGAUGCUCCACCGCCGGGACAUGGCUGUGCGCGCUCUUAUUACGCCCGUGUAUACGCUGGUUGAGACACCAAUCGCACCGAAUUUGAACUCGAAGCUUUUCCUUACAGACGACCCGGCCCUGAUCGUACUGUACGCACAGCUACGGCAGAAGACGUUGCAGACCCUACGGGGCGCGUCCAAGGUGACGCCAAAGGUGGAAUGGGAAUUUGUCUUGCACAACGCGAGGCUCUACGACCGCAUGGGAUGCGACCUGCUCGGCCUCGACCUCGUCCGUAAUUGGGAGUUCCUGCUCCCUGGGGCGAGCCUGAAGCCGGAGCUGGGCGGCGAGGUUAACCCACUCAAGCUGCUCAGGCGCCGCAGCUCACUGGUCGUUCAGGAUCUGCCCGUCUCGCCGAUAUCUGGCAAGGGCCCAAGGGAAAUCAACUUGGGAGGGCUGCUUUCGCCGACUGGGGAGAAGAAGAAGCCGCAGCCGCCGCCGACGAUGUUUGAGGAGCCAGACGCUGGUUCUUUGUUGGAUAACUUUGGGUUCUAG
Molecule: messenger RNA, 3732 nt
Organism: Diaporthe amygdali
Lineage: Eukaryota; Fungi; Ascomycota; Sordariomycetes; Diaporthales; Diaporthaceae
Exons: 6
Coding region: 1-3732 (1243 amino acids)
Biological process (GO): vacuolar acidification
Cellular component (GO): RAVE complex
Molecular function (GO): protein binding
Source: RefSeq, a predicted model, not a curated record